AUGCCCUUGCCUUCACCGCCGAAACCAUUUACCCUCUGCUCCGCCUCCGCGUCCUCUACUUCAACUUCACCUUUCGCACAAACUAAUGUCAACACUCGUCUGUCUCAGAUUCAACAUCACACCAUGGGUUCCUUAGCAAACCAGCCCGUCGCGACUCACUUCGACGCCAGUGUCGUCCCUCAAGCUCCAGAAGACCCUUUGUUCGGGUUAAUGGCAGCUUACCGAAAAGAUCCAUUCGAAAAGAAGAUUGACCUGGGAAUUGGUGCAUAUCGGGAUAACAAUGCGAAACCUUGGGUGUUGCCUGUUGUCAAGAAGGCGGAUGAAAUCCUGCGAAACGACCCCAACCUGAACCACGAAUAUCUCCCCAUUGCCGGUCUCACGGCGUUCACGACAGCUGCACAGAAGCUCAUUCUCGGUCCCGACAGCCCCGCUAUCAAGGAAGGGCGGGUUUACUCCGUUCAAACCAUUUCCGGAACUGGUGCCGUCCACCUUGGUGGUUUAUUCUUGUCCAAAUUUCUCCCCAAGCCCACACCGUCCAUCUACCUCUCCACGCCCACCUGGGCGAACCACAAUCAAAUCUUCAACAAUGUCCACCUCCCCAUCAAAUCCUACCCGUAUUUCUCGACCAAGACGAAAAUGCUUGAUUUUGACGGCCUGAUGUCGGCCCUGAAAACUGCGCCCGAGGGAAGUGUUGUCUUGCUUCAUCCGUGUGCACACAACCCGACAGGCGUCGACCCGACACAAGAUCAAUGGAAGGAGAUUGCCGUGGUUUGCAAAGAACGAAAGCUCUUCCCUUUCUUCGACUGUGCAUACCAAGGCUUCGCCUCUGGCAAUCUUGCCACUGACAACUUUGCCAUUCGAUACUUUGUGGAACAAGGGUUCGAGCUCUUGAUCGCCCAAUCGUUUGCAAAGAACUUUGGUCUCUACGGCGAACGAACAGGUGCUUUCCACUUCGUCGCCGCUCCGGGACUUGAUGCACAGGACGUCACCAAGCGAGUCGGCAGCCAAUUGAACAUUCUGCAGAGAUCUGAAAUCUCCAACCCCCCGGCCUACGGUGCUCGGAUCGCCAGUCUCGUGCUCAACGAUGAGAAACUCUUUGCCGAAUGGGAGGACGAUCUCCGAACCAUGUCCGGCCGAAUCAUCGAGAUGAGAAAGAGUCUGAAAGCCGAGUUGGAUCGAUUAGGUACUCCCGGCAAUUGGGAUCAUAUCACCAGCCAGAUCGGAAUGUUUUCGUACACGGGUAUCUCGGAGGCUCAGGUCAUGGCGAUCCGAGAGAAGUGGCACGUCUACAUGACCAAGAACGGCCGUAUCAGUAUGGCGGGCUUGAAUACCUCUAACGUCAAGUAUUUCGCAGAAGCCCUGGAUGAUGUGGUCAGACAUGUCCCAUGA
Messenger RNA from Rhinocladiella mackenziei CBS 650.93, 1389 nucleotides. RefSeq lists its product as uncharacterized. Gene Ontology annotation, cellular component: cytosol. The transcript is spliced from 3 exons. NCBI's taxonomy places the organism in Eukaryota, Fungi, Ascomycota, Eurotiomycetes, Chaetothyriales, Herpotrichiellaceae. The coding region runs from base 1 to 1389 and encodes 462 amino acids. The record is from RefSeq and is a predicted model, not a curated record. Gene Ontology annotation, molecular function: L-aspartate:2-oxoglutarate transaminase activity; pyridoxal phosphate binding. Gene Ontology annotation, biological process: L-aspartate biosynthetic process.